CGUGCACAAUUUUUCGUUCUUCGGCCAUGUGAGACCGAACUUUCUGCUUUUCACGUGUAUAACUGCGGUGUCCGGAUAGAUGUGUUUCCAGUUGAGGUAGCGCAGCAUUCCCGGUUUGGAUUUUUAAUUUUCAUCUGCAUCUUUUUGUGGAAUUGUUGUUCCCGUUGACAUUGUCGGUUCCCGUUGUCCUUGGUUCAUUUUGUCAGACAGGUGUCUAUCCCCGAAAAUGUCUAAUGGAAGAGCUCGAUUUGGUCCACUGGCACCUAGCAUGGACAAUGAUCUGCAGCAAAAUGGAGACCAGUUUCCUAACGGGUUUUUUGGCUCACUGAAUCCUCUUCCAUCAAAAUUGGCGCGUGCCACAACCUUCACAUCCGUGGAUAAAAAGCAACGACCACCAAAUGUGCGCUUUCGUGGCAAUGCUACCGUGGAGGAUUCGGAAAACAUUUCCCCACUGUCACAUGCAGAUUGCUAUGGCAAUGGUCAGUCUGAGGAUGUUCCCUUCGUUCUUAUGGCACCACCACCGGUUGGGCAUUUUCGCUUCGGGAGGCAGAGAAACAAGGAGGAAUAUGGUCAGCAGAAUGGAAACUCUCAGGUCCACGGCGCCACGGUUCUGGAAGGAUCUCAGACUUCAUAUGCUCUGAAGAAUGGCAGUGACGCUACGAUUCAUUCAGCUCUCGGCCAAAAAGAUUUCGCUCCAUCAGUUGCAACCCACAAUUCAACCUUGCAAGCUCGUUUGAGUGACCUGCUGCCACCACCAUUACCUAAUGCCGACCCAGCAGUCGAACCAUUUUCUCCGGCGUAUUACAGCAAAGGGAAGAGAGCGUGGAUCAUUGAAAUUCGUGCACUGAAAAACAAGAUCGAAAAGAUAAAAAUACCCCUUUCCCAGCAGGAGUUCGAGGCAAAACUAACUUGGGUGGAAAAAGUGAAUUCCAUGUGGUUCUGGCUCGCUCAACCUGGUCGUCUGGAUGAAUUGACGUGUGUAAUGAAGGAGUUCAGCCACCUCGUUCAAGAUUACAAAACCAGUGAACCAUUAAAACCGCUACGUGAGGCGAAGGACAGAACCGUGGUGCUGGCUCCAUACGGUGAUUGCUAUUACCGGGCUGUGGUCGUGGGCAAAUAUCCAGACAAUGACGCAAUGGUUUUUUUCCCUGAUUACGGCAAUCGACAGAAACUGUCGUGCGGUGUGCUUUUAGCGGUACCAGAUGAAAUGGCUGAGGCGCUUGCUUUUCCCAUGGUUGCGACUCGAUGCAAGCCAGUGGACAUCGACUUUGGGUAUCAGUUUAAAACGUCCAAAAGUCAGGAAGACGUUAGUAAUACACUGGCGGAAGUUAUGGAGAAGUCUCGUUUCUCUGGAGCCGUGCUGAAUGUUUCGACUCACUUGUGCGAAGUGAACGUGUCGAUGGUGCCCUUGUAUUGUGAUUUGAGCAAAUUCCUGCUGGCCCAUGGAACUAAUUUAGCGAAAAAACACCUUCCUCAUCGCACAGGCCUUGAAAACAAUGGCAUGUUGGUUCGGAUUGCAGUCGUAUCGUCGGCUUCUGAGAUAUUCUGCUUGGUAGACUCGUCCAAUACUACGAAAUUUCAUUUAUCAGGCGUCGAGAAGGAUCUUUACGACUACAUGAGUCGCUGUCCUGCAGAAGUUACAGUGCCGCAGGUUGGUGAUCUGGUUUGCGUCGCCUUGAAUGGUGGAAAUCGUGCGGGCCGGGGACGUGUGGUAGAGUAUUCGGGUUCGGACGGGAUGGUUAGUCUGGUACUGCUGGAUUAUGGCUCUACGCGAGUGUUCAAAGUAUCACAUGAUCGUGUGCGUUCCUUACGACGUAAAGAUCUGGAUAUGCCGCCAUGGGCUCUGCGGUGCAUUAUUGAUGGGAUUGCAAGUGAAUCUCGUUCAGCGGAGCAUACCAAACGCAUUGAUGCAUUAGCCUCUGAGAUACUGAAGGUCAAGCAUGAUUACUGGAUGCACUUUUUGGACUACAGUGUAGGCGAAGGUAAAGGAGAUGAAUAUGCCAGAGUAUCGAUCACGAUUAUGGAGAACGGGAAGGAACGAGACUAUCGGGAUGUUCUGCUUGAACGCAUGGACAUUAAACAACAAAAGUAACUAUGAGAACGUUAAGUUCACGGAUGCCGGUGUUUUCAAGUAAUUUUCUGGAGGAUGUUUUUAGCUUCUCACUUUUUUUAGCGCUGCAUUGGAAUGAUUUUUAACGGGCAGCCAUGGGUUUAUUUAAUAUUUGAUCGCGCUUUUUAUGCGCUUGUCGUACCGUUUUUAUCGUUUAAAUAAGUACGUUUUCGGGUCUCUUCUCAGUGCCCAUGUGUAGAAUGCAUGUUCUGGAUUUGUGAGAGUAAUGAAUAAAGCACAGAAGAUACAACUGAGG
Messenger RNA from Paramacrobiotus metropolitanus, 2366 nucleotides. RefSeq lists its product as uncharacterized. The transcript is spliced from 10 exons. Bases 227 to 2092 code for a protein of 621 amino acids. The record is from RefSeq and is a predicted model, not a curated record. Lineage: Eukaryota; Metazoa; Tardigrada; Eutardigrada; Parachela; Macrobiotidae.